Messenger RNA from Cladophialophora immunda, 1812 nucleotides. RefSeq lists its product as uncharacterized. Bases 1 to 1812 code for a protein of 603 amino acids. NCBI's taxonomy places the organism in Eukaryota, Fungi, Ascomycota, Eurotiomycetes, Chaetothyriales, Herpotrichiellaceae. Gene Ontology annotation, biological process: GPI anchor biosynthetic process. The transcript has a single exon. Gene Ontology annotation, cellular component: membrane; glycosylphosphatidylinositol-N-acetylglucosaminyltransferase (GPI-GnT) complex. The record is from RefSeq and is a predicted model, not a curated record.
AUGGCGCCACAAUCCUCGUCCACUCCCAACACCUCGAGUGCUGCGUCCACCCCGACGCCCUCACCCGCACCCUCACCUAUACCUCCUCCCGUACCCGUCGAGACUCACCCCAAUCGAGGCAAACCACAGGUCAAUCGCAUCGCCCCCGAUCCGAAUCGCCUUGCUCCUGAAGAUGCGUACAAGACUUUUUCGCCGCCACGACUGCGACCGGUCCCAGAGAUCAGUGGUUCUGCGGCCGCAAACGCUGCCGCUGCCGCUCUCCGACCAGCAGUUGCGUCCCUACGAGCACCGCCAGCGAUCCCUCCGGUCGCUGCUCGAAUAGCCGAAGAAAGACGACGGGCAGCCAGCAGGAGACGGAAGCAACCCCACAUUUGGAAGAAAUUGUUGUGGAUUAAACAGCAUGGAUUCCCAGACAACUAUACGGAUACCGAAACCUUUCUAGACCACCUGCAGAGGAAUCCUCGGCUGAGACCGUAUGAUUUCUGGCCGCUGGUGGCAGACUCGGCGGUCAUCGUGCAGCAUGUAUGCUCCGUGGCCAUCUUCAUCUGCGCCUAUGCCGGAAUCUACCAGGGCCGCCUGUCGCCGGUCUCGGUGGUGACUUGUGGCACGAUUUUGACGGUCGGUGGAUGGAUUGUGUGGGAUCAUUGGAUGGGUCAGCAAGAAGCAGAAGAGUUGGCGGUGCUGCACAAGGCAAACCGGCUUUCGGUCGACGUUGACGACGGCUCGAGUACCAGCUCUGGAGGUUCUUCCAAGAUCCAGAUGAACGGUAAUGGACAUGUUGGCAAUGGACAUGUGAACGGCACACUGGGAGGAAGAGGCGUGGGCUUGAAACUCUCGACCGCGAACCUUGGGGUCAAGGAUCACGAGUCGAAGUUCCCGGGGAAGCAUGCCCAGUCGCUGUCCAAGUCAUCCUUCCAGUCCAUUUCUCCCAUCGACCCAUUGGGCGAUGGCUCAGUGGAACCAUUCCCCGACCUACGACCGACGACGUCUCGACCACAAGUGCCUCAGUCGCCCAGCAUCGUGUAUAGUCCAACGACGUUACCGGCCACGAUAUCCCCCCGAAACCAAGCGCGGCUCAAAACGCUCAAAUCUGCCUCCUUGAUCUAUUUUGCACUGUUGGGUCUUUCGCCCAUCCUCAAAUCUCUCACGAAAUCGACCUCGUCGGACUCCAUCUGGGCGUUGGCGACAUGGCUUCUGAUCAUCAACAUCUUCUUCUUCGACUAUGGGAGUCUCUACCUGCCCAAAAAGCCAGAGCAUGCAGGGCGAGCACCUGGGAUAGCCAACGCGACACCCACGGACCCGUCACCACCUCAACUGAGUAAUACUUUCCGGCCGCCCCCAUUUCCAUCCUCGCUGUCGACCAAUGCUGCGCUGAUGGCUAGCACGGUGCUUGCUUCACGACUCCUGACCACCACGGCGGUGUUCAGCCUGACUCUAUUUUCGAUCCAAGUGUUUGGCCUGUUCCCGGUGUUCCGGCGGCAUCUCCAUUACAAUUCACUUAAGCUGCAUCUGCUUCUUACUUUCGCGCUGGUCACCAUGUCCACCUGCGGCCUGGGACUGAUCCUCUCUAAAUCCUACACACAUACAUAUGGCAACUGCGGGCUGUGUUGGGGCUGGAUCUGGCAUGUGAUUCUGCGGAGCACGAUCGGGUUUGUUGUCGGCGGACUUAGCACCGCAUUUGUCAUGGGCGGAUGUUCCUGGUGGCUGAUUGGACUCCAGCGAUACAAGAACGUGGUGAUUGGGCCCUGGGAUCCAGCCAAACCCGUGCUUGCUGGCGGCGUCUAUGGAAGAAGUAGAACUGGAACCGACUGA